CUGCUUUAUUGACUUUCUGUAAACAAACACGAUGGCGGCGACGGACAGAGAAAUGAAUCCAGAAUCGGAGAAACUGCAGUUCCGGCUGGACGUCCCCUUCCCCUCCCCCAGAGACGCCUCCAUCGCUCUGGGCUCUCUGUCUCCAGACCGAGAGCCCAGGAAGGGAGGGAUCAACAAACAGCUGAUGGUGACGGACAGGACGCUGACUGUGAGGUGGAGUGCUGACGAGGCUCGGAUCCUCCGGGUCUCUGUGAACUCUUUCCUGGAUAAUCUGUCGCUCGUCCUGGAGACCAUGCAGAUGUUCGCCCCCCCCGCCUCGCAGUGACACACACACACACACACACACACACACACACACACACACACACACACACACACACACACACACACAGCUGGAUCCCGAGAGGACCGUUUGAAGGAAGCGUCUGGAAGCUUCACCUGUGGGAGGAUUUUUAUUUAAACUUCUUUUGUAAAAAAACAAAUAAAAAGCAGCUGAUCAAAAA
Molecule: messenger RNA, 503 nt
Organism: Trematomus bernacchii (emerald rockcod)
Lineage: Eukaryota; Metazoa; Chordata; Actinopteri; Perciformes; Nototheniidae
Product: EKC/KEOPS complex subunit LAGE3
Exons: 3
Coding region: 32-325 (97 amino acids)
Cellular component (GO): EKC/KEOPS complex
Source: RefSeq, a predicted model, not a curated record